AUGGCACCCGACAGAGGCGCUUCCUCUCACACCCACUCUCCGUCCCCGUCCGAUGUCCAAGACCAUGAGUUGCUCCCGCAAACUAGUCAUCAGCAAAGCAUCUCCCGCGUCCGGUCUGAUCAUGCCUGCUAUGCUGUCCCUGGCGCGCACGACUCGGCCUUGGAUGGCACAAAUUUCACACUUCGAGGUGUCGCAGUGGGGACGUUGAUUGGGAUAAUCAUUUGCUUUUCCAACACAUACUUUGGUCUGCAGACCGGUUGGGUAUCAGGGAUGGCUAUGCCGGCCUCUUUGAUUGGAUUUGCAGUCUUCAAGUCUCUGUCCCGCUAUUUGGUUCUUCCAUUCACCCCCGUCGAAAAUGUUCUUGUUCAGACGGUGGCCGGCGCAGUCGGCACCAUGCCGCUAGGUCUGGGUUUCGUCGGAGUCAUGCCCAGCAUCCAGUUUUUGCUGAAGAAGAGCGAGGGUGCCCCGGUUGACUUGAGUCUGUGGAGGCUCUUUGUCUGGGGUAUUGGUCUUUGCUUGUUCGGCGUCGUCUUUGGUGUGCCCUUGCGAAAACAGGUCAUCAUUCGCGAGCGCCUCAAGUUCCCCAGCGGGACUGCUACAGCACUCAUGAUAAGUGUUCUGCAUGGCGGCGCCAAGAGCGACGAGGGCAAGGAUAGAGAGAUAGAAACCCAGGGGACCGAAGAGCGCGAGGAACUUCUAAGGGAAAGCGAUCGAGACGACCAGCCGGAGCAGGCGGAAGAACAUGACAUCCGAGGCGAUUGGAAAAGGCAAAUUCGACUUCUUGUGGUUGCUUUCCUUUCAUCCGGCGCAUACACUCUGAUCCAAUACUUUUUCCCUAUUCUCCACAGGUUGCCCAUAUUUGGCACCUACCUGGCGAAUACCUGGGUGUGGACGCUCAAUCCAUCGCCGGCAUAUGUUGGGCAAGGUAUCAUCAUGGGCCCUGCUACUACAUUCCACAUGCUCCUCGGCGCUAUUGCGGGAUGGGCGGUACUAAGUCCCAUGGCCAAAAACAACGGCUGGGCGCCCGGGCCCGUUGACGACUGGGAGACAGGGAGCAAAGGCUGGAUCGUUUGGGUCAGUCUGGCAAUCAUGCUGGCUGAUGCAGUGGUCAAUUUAGGCUGGUUGUUCCUUCGGCCUACCAUUCACCAUGGUCCAGAUUGGAUCAAAUCUGCCCGAGCGCACUACUACAACAGUGCUUCCUGGUCCGAUUUUUUGCUCGGCAAACAAAUUGCCGGCUAUAUCUCUCUUGACACCUCCGGACGAGCCUCUCAAUCUUCCACCGCCAAGCCAGUGAAAGGCGCAUCCGACGAGCCUCCCGAUGACGCACCACCACACCACCUUGUCUCCAACCGGACCGUCGCCGUCCUCCUUCCAAUAACUCUGAUCAUCUGCGUCGUGUGCAUUCACAUAACCUUUGGCACCUACAUCCCUAUUAGCCUCAACAUCCUUGCCAUCAUUCUCGCCCUGGUUCUCUCCAUCAUGGGCGUCCGUGCCCUCGGUGAAACAGAUUUAAAUCCCGUGUCUGGAAUCUCAAAACUCACACAGUUAGUUUUUGCCCUGAUCACUCCGACUGGACCGCAUGCAAACCACAGUAUAAUUAUAAAUUUACUCGCUGGGGCUGUAAGUGAAGCAGGCGCGCUUCAAGCCGGCGACAUUCUCCAAGACCUCAAAGCGGGACAUCUAAUUGGGGCAUCCCCUAAAGCACAAUUCUACGGACAGCUUAUCGGGAGUGUCGUGGGAGCAUUUGUGUCUGCCGCGGUCUACAAGCUAUAUGUAUCAGUCUAUCCGAUUCCAGGGGACUUGUUUGAGAUCCCCACCGCAUACGUCUGGAUCUUCACCGCGCGAUUGGUGACGGGAAAAGGUCUCCCGCCCAUGGCCUGGCAAUUUGCCCUCCUCUUUGGUGCAGUAUUUGUCCUCACCACCACACUUCGGAUAUACCUCCUCGCAUAUAGAGACUCUAAACGCUGGUGCAAGGCUUUACACCCGUGGAUCCCAGGUGGCAUUGCGGUGGCGGUGGGGAUGUACAACACUCCCAGCUUCACAUUGGCGCGAACCGUAGGUGGAGUGAUUUCUCUAUGGUGGACACGAUGGAAAGGGAAGGGAGAGACAAGGGUCAUUGUUCUCGCGAGUGGAUUGAUUCUAGGGGAAGGUGUGGUUAGUAUCUUGAAUUUGGUGCUGGCGAGUAUGGGUGUGCCGCAUCUAUGA
Messenger RNA from Cladophialophora psammophila CBS 110553, 2205 nucleotides. RefSeq lists its product as uncharacterized. Gene Ontology annotation, molecular function: oligopeptide transmembrane transporter activity. The record is from RefSeq and is a predicted model, not a curated record. Bases 1 to 2205 code for a protein of 734 amino acids. Lineage: Eukaryota; Fungi; Ascomycota; Eurotiomycetes; Chaetothyriales; Herpotrichiellaceae. Gene Ontology annotation, cellular component: fungal-type vacuole membrane. The transcript has a single exon.